AUGAUAAAACAAUUAAUUUCAUCAAUUAUUGAAUGUGAAAAGGCCUUGGAAAAUAUAAGAAUUGAAAUAAAUUAGCACUCCUUGUUUUCCUUGAAACCUAUAAUGGAGAGAUUAGAUUAACAAAAUAAAGGACAUAUUACUUCUUAUGAUAUUCUAUAAUUUUGCUCAGAUAACGAUAUCAUAUGCCAGCAUUAUGAAGCUUUUUUAUGUGUUAAAUAUUUUGACAUAAAUAAAGAUGGCAGAGUUACUUUUGAAGAGUAUAAGACCAUUAUUAUAUAGCUUAACUAUUUAAAUGCUAUCAAAAACUAAUCGAGAGAUAAGAUUUGUGGCUGCAGUCAGAGAACCUUAUUUUAUUGAAAAAUAAAUGUGUUUACCUGAAAUCAUAGAGACAGGGCUUUCUUACUACUUUGGUGAAUUACUAAUCUAUUUAAGGGAGUAAUUAGAAAUUAAAAUGAUCUUAGAAAAAGAGAAUUUUAAUUACUUUAAGCUCUUUUAAUAAUUAGAUAAGAGUAAUAAUGGAGUCAUUCACAUGAAUGAUUUUCAAAAAUAUUUUAAUUUAACUUAAGAUGAUACAAAUUAUUUUUUUAUGAUGGGCAAUCAUAAUGAUACUAUAGAUUAAAUUAAUUUACUUGAUAUAUUUGUAAUAACUCAUUUGAAAACUGAAAAUAUUAAACAAGAAAAAAUCUUAUCACCGUUAAAAUAAAAUAAUUUUCAGUAAUGCAUUUAUGAAAAUGAUGAUUAGUUUGAAUCUCCUGAAUAGAGAUCAACAGUUAAAUAUAAAAAGGCUUAACUUAAACUUUUAAAUAGUGAAUAAACUCAUAGUAAUGCCAGCAGUGUUUUUGUCGAUGAAUUAACCAAAAAAUUAUAGGAUAUUACUUUUACUCCUAAAUCUAAUGAUACAUUUUAAAUAGAAUUAAUAAAUUUUGAUAAAAUUGCUUAUCAAUAAUUAUAUCAGUUGCUUUUAAAAUGUAAACUUUUGUUGAAAACACAAUAAAAAUUAAUUCAAAGAUUUGAUUUUUGUUGUAAUUCUAUUUUCAGAUUAUUUGAUUAAGAUAAUAAAGAAUUUAUAACAGAAUAAGACUUCUAUUCAGGUUUUAGAAGAUUAAGAAUCUAAAUUAAAGGCUUAGUAAGAGACUUAGUGUUAAAUUAUGGUUAGGAUUCUAAAAUAAAUUAUUAAUAAUUUAAGAAGCUUAUUUAGUUUGAAAAUCAGUUAGAUUUAAAUGAAAAAUCUUAAUCCAAUACCUAAGUAUUUAGUAAUGUCACAAUUGAUUAUAUUAGAUAAUUAUUUUAAGAAUAGAUUGAAGUAGAAUCAUUUAAAAAAGCUUAUAUUUAAAAUUUAUUAAAAAAAGUAUAAAGCAAUCAUGAAAAUCCAAAUAUUAUGAAGUAAGUUUAAAGUCUUUUUAAUAAAUAUAAUGCCUACCCUAAUGAUAGAGAAUUAACCAUUUUAACAAAUUAAUUGUAAAUUUUAUAAAUUUGA
This is a messenger RNA of Paramecium sonneborni, 1477 nucleotides long. Lineage: Eukaryota; Ciliophora; Oligohymenophorea; Peniculida; Parameciidae. The record is from the annotation of a GenBank genome assembly.